Molecule: messenger RNA, 1942 nt
Organism: Nomascus leucogenys (northern white-cheeked gibbon)
Lineage: Eukaryota; Metazoa; Chordata; Mammalia; Primates; Hylobatidae
Gene: RPF1
Product: ribosome production factor 1 homolog
Biological process (GO): maturation of 5.8S rRNA; maturation of LSU-rRNA
Cellular component (GO): nucleolus; preribosome, large subunit precursor
Molecular function (GO): rRNA primary transcript binding
Source: RefSeq, a predicted model, not a curated record
GUACGGAAGCAAAGGAGCCGACAGCAUGGCGAAAGCCGGGGAUAAGAGCAGCGGCAGCGCUAAAAAAAGUCUAAAACGGAAAGCCCCUGCCGAAGAACUUCAGGAGGCCGCAGGCGCUGGGGAUGUGGCGACGGAAAGCGGGGUCCAACCCCCGAAAGCGGCUGCCUUUCCGCCAGGCUUUAGCAUUUCGGAGAUUAAAAACAAACAGCGGCGACACUUAAUGUUCACGCGGUGGAAACAACAGCAGCGGAAGGAAAAGUUGGCAGCUAAGAAAAAACUUAAAAAAGAGAGAGAGGCUCUUGGUGAUAAGGCUCCACCAAAGCCUGUACCGAAGACCAUUGACAACCAGCGAGUGUAUGAUGAAACCACAGUAGACCCUAAUGAUGAAGAGGUUGCUUAUGAUGAAGCUACAGAUGAAUUUGCUUCUUACUUCAACAAACAGACUUCUCCCAAGAUUCUCAUCACAACAUCAGAUAGACCUCAUGGGAGAACAGUACGACUCUGUGAACAGCUCUCCACAGUUAUACCAAACUCACAUGUUUAUUACAGAAGAGGACUGGCUCUGAAAAAAAUUAUUCCACAGUGCAUCGCAAGAGAUUUCACAGACCUCAUUGUUGUUAAUGAAGAUCGUAAAACCCCAAAUGGACUUAUUUUGAGUCACUUGCCAAAUGGCCCAACUGCUCAUUUUAAAAUGAGCAGUGUUCGUCUUCGUAAAGAAAUUAAGAGAAGAGGCAAGGACCCCACAGAACACAUACCUGAAAUAAUUCUGAAUAAUUUUACAACACGGCUGGGUCAUUCAAUUGGACGUAUGUUUGCAUCUCUCUUUCCUCAUAAUCCUCAAUUUAUCGGAAGGCAGGUUGCCACAUUCCACAAUCAACGGGAUUAUAUAUUCUUCAGAUUUCACAGAUACAUAUUCAGGAGUGAAAAGAAAGUGGGAAUUCAGGAACUUGGACCACGUUUUACCUUAAAAUUAAGGUCUCUUCAGAAAGGAACCUUUGAUUCUAAAUAUGGAGAGUAUGAAUGGGUCCAUAAGCCCCGGGAAAUGGAUACAAGUAGAAGAAAAUUCCAUUUAUAAAGUACUGAGAGAAUAAUAUUUGAUUUUGCUGAACAGGCCUAUCUUGAACUUUGGUAAAUUAUUUUUGACAAUACUUUUUAAAAUGGCAUUUGCUGAUUUCAUAAACCUUUCACGUCUGGACGAAUUACCAAAUGCCAUGAAUUGCCACUGUGUGUUUAUGUAGAAAAUACAAAUAAAAGUUAUUUUGAUGGCUUAGGUUUCCUUAAACUUCGUUCUCUUGUUUUUGGGUAACUGUGAAUAAUUAAGUUGGAAUUAAAUAGGAAAGAUUAACUUUCCUAUUUGCAUAGAACACAUGAGAGGAAUAAAAUGGUUGGUAAAUAUUGGCUAACCCUUGAUUUUUAUACUAGAUUAAUGUUGGAUUCCCAGUGUCUGGCACAGUUUUAAUAGCUUAAAUGGAGGCCAGUUUUCUGGAUGUUUUAACAUUCUCUUAAGCUUUCAGAAGGGUAAAAAAUUUAAAGCAAAAUUAUCUACCAGGGUUUAAAGCAAAGUUGCAAAUUACUGAAGCUAAUCCUUGCUUCCUGAUUUUGAGGUUUUUGGUUUUUUGUGGCUAGGUUGGGGGGAGCUCUUUUUCACCUCAUUACAUGGUGCUGUAGUACUCCAUUCAGGCACUGAAACAAAGUUAACCCUGUAAGUAACUCAUGGAUGGAAACCUGUAGAACUUAACAGCCUCCUCCUGACCUUAAAAGAAUAAAGGUUCACAGUGUACCUUUAAUUGCCUAGCAUUCUUGCCAGAUGUAUUGCAUAAAGUCAUGUGAGAAGAGUAGGUGGAACAAACUGUACAAACUUAACCCCUUCAGGUGUUCAGAACAGAUUAAUAUACUAUGUAUUUAAUACCAAUAAUAAUGCAAAAUAAAAGUUUCAUACUAA